Molecule: messenger RNA, 672 nt
Organism: Colletotrichum scovillei
Lineage: Eukaryota; Fungi; Ascomycota; Sordariomycetes; Glomerellales; Glomerellaceae
Product: magnesium-dependent phosphatase-1
Exons: 1
Coding region: 1-672 (223 amino acids)
Molecular function (GO): acid phosphatase activity
Source: RefSeq, a predicted model, not a curated record
AUGCCGAAGAAACUCUCGAAGAAUCCCCAAGGAGGGAGCACCACAAACCUCGGGACACCCUCGACCUCGACAACGAAUUCCACCUCCCUCUCCCUUCCUCGAAUUCUGACCGACGAGCUCCCCCUUCCGAAGCUCAUUGUCUUCGACCUCGAUUACACCCUCUGGCCCUUCUGGGUCGAUACACACGUCUCCGGCCCGCUUAAAGCCAAUGCGACACAUUCGGCAGUCACAGACCGUCACGGCGAGUCCUUCGCCUUCUAUCAGGACGUGCCGCGAAUACUCUACACUCUGCCACUGGCAGGCAUCAAAAUCGCAGUCGCGUCACGGACGUCGGCACCCGAUCUAGCACGGGACAUGCUCAAGCUCCUGCACGUCCCGCCGCCGAGUGCCGAGGAAGGAGGGAGCGGCAAGAAGGAGAAGACAAAGAGGGCGCUCGAGUACUUUGAUGCACCGUUGGAGAUAUACCCUAGCAGCAAGAUAAAACAUUUCGAGACCAUAUUCAAGAAAACAGGUAUCCCAUUUACGGAUAUGCUUUUCUUUGACGAUGAGAGUCGAAAUCGGGAGACGGAGAGCUUGGGCGUCACCAUGCAGCUCGUGAGGGAUGGUGUGACGUGGAACGAGAUCGAAAAGGGUGUGGCGGAGUGGCGCAAGAGGAGGGGAUACUCGGGAUAG